UUUAGUCUUGUUUAUGCCGGCUAACAUGCAACAUAAGCGUCGUCGUUGUCGUGUUUCAAAUCGCGCGCAGCAAAUAUUGUUAUCGUCGCCGUAAGUGCAAAACGUUGCCAAUCGUUGUCGUCGCAGCAACAGCAAUAGCAAUAGAAAAAGUAAUAGUCGUCGUCAUCGUUGUCAACCUAGCCGUCGUAUCGUCACCAACGUCAAUUGCUGUCGCCUUUGUCUGCGGAGUGGAGUAGAGUUGUGUGGCAACGUCCAAAUGUACAACAACCGUUCGCUCGUUGCUAAAUAAGUGCAAAAUCCACUAGUUACUAACCUAAAGAGCUGAAAAAGUUAAAAAGAGUGAAAAAAUCAAGUGUGAGGCAAGGAAAUUAAAGAAAACGAAAAAAAAGAUUAAAUCAGCGGCAAAUUGUUGGUUAGUGAGAGUCUAUAAUUGCAGUGUAAACAGUCGGUAGCCACACCGCCAUAAAGUGGUAUUAGUAGUAGUCGCCGCAGCAGCUACAGCAACAGCAACAGCAACAACAGCAAAGUCAGACACAGUGAGCAGCGCGUGAUGCAUGCGUACGCUUUUGGGCCAAGUCAAGAGCAACGAGAUACAGUCAGACGUUUCGGCAUCUAGUUUCCGCAUGCAGUAAAAGCCGGUUAGACCGAGAAUUAAAGGUUAGCGAAAAUAAAAAUAAGAAAGUGCUUGAAAGAUUUUCAACAGCGUUUAGUUAAAAAUAAAAGAGUGCCAUUAGAUAACCAAGCGAGGUGAAGAGGUUCAUGUGUAAUACAGCAAGAAGCCGGUAAGCGUGAGUGUAGUGUUCUACGCGGUCAGUUAAUGGGCCAACCAGUUUCAAUGUAAAGUCACAUAAAAAUAUUUUCCAGCUACGAGCCGGCAAUAAUAAAGUACAUAGAUUCAGUGCAAGCGCACUACUUUGCGCUUUUGAUUUAAAUCGCAUACACAUGCGCUACGUAUGGUUGUGUAUGUAUCCUAUGUUUGCAUGAAAAUUCUUCAUAUUGGCUGAAGCAGCAAAAGAAAAAUAGUCUCUAAUCGAGUUAAUAUCAACAGUGCCGGAGCCAGCAAGCACGUCAAUAGACUGAUAGCGUUGUAUGCAAAAAAAGCAACAACAAGCAAACGUAUACGCGCACAAGCAGCUGCUGGACGGUACAAAGAAAAAGUAAAUAAAAUAUAAGAAAUUUAAAAGUACACAACAACAGCAAUAACAAUAACAUUAAACAGUGUGCUGCCAACGUUUUGUGUGUGUAUGUGUGAGCUAGCAGGUGAUAUGCGGUGAUAACCGCCGGUAGCAGUGACGGCAAGUGCAAGUAACAACAAAACAGUGCGUUGGAGAAAACAUUGAAUCAAAUGUAUGGCAAAAACAAAUACAAAUAAUUACAAAAGAAAAGUGUGCAAGUCAAACACAGGCGUCAGAAGUUGCUCAACACACACAGCUAUAUAUGUUUGCAAGUGUGAGUGCUCAUGAAAAAACUACGUAGAUAAUAACAAUAUAAAUUCAAAAAAAAAAAAUUAAAAGUAAAAAUUAAAUAAAGUUAAGAAGACUGCUUGCAUUGCAGCUCUAAAAAGGCAACUUGCUCCCUGGCAACGCGUUUAUUUUUGGAAAUAUUAUCGCUGUUGACCAAAAAAAAAAAAAACUUUAAGGAAUUAAAAAUUCUCUAAGUUAUCAAACAUGUUCUGCGAAUCAUAAAAAAUUACAGUGUAAAAAGCAAAAUCAGGAAAAUUUUUUUUUUAUAAAUUUACCAUAAUUCGUCUUAAUUUUUAGUAAGUGCUCAGAAGUGUCAAAAAUUACCCGUUAUAAACGAAAUUGUGCAGCAUGUGUCAACAAUAAAUUUUAAUACAAUUUCAUUCCACUGUCUAGACGCCUACAUAUUAUACUUCGCUUUAUUUUCGAAUUAUUAAUGCAAACGCUUACUUAUGUAUGCCUGUGUAUGCGUGUGUUCGUUUGAUCGGCGCAGAUGUUUGAUUGGUGCUUUAUUAAUUUUAGCUGAAAUUUUAAUUAAAAACAAAACAUAAGUAAAAAAACGUGAGCAAAAACAGCAACAAAAUUUAAAGAGUCAAAAUUGAAAUGGGAUAAGUAAAAAUUAACACAUAAAUAGUAUACAAAAUUUAAAUAAAAGUCAGCAAGUGACCACAAUCGCGAAAGUCACAUACAUACCUACUUAAGUAACGGAGAAGUUAUGCGCCAACUUUAAAAUAAUUUAUUUUAAUUUUGCGGUUGGCAAAUAUCAGUUGGAUUUUCUUUAAACUCAGCAACAGCAGCGUGCACGCUUCAAAUUAGCCGAGAAGGCACAACCAUUGUCAACCAAAAUACAGUGAAUUCGUUAGAAAAACGAAAAAUAAAGUGUUAACUUAAAAAAAUAGUAGUAUUUAUUGUAAAAUUUAAUAAAGAAUUUAAAAUUAAAAUUAGUGUGUGUAAAAAUUGUGUAAAAAAGUCAUAAACUUAAAGUGCAUACAAUUUGCAAAAUAAUCAGAAAAGUUUUAUAAAUUUCAAAAAUUAUUUUUUACAAAAGUGUAAAAUAACUCAAUGAAAACGGAGUUGUUGGAUUUUCAUGGCAUGGAUCUCAAUAUGGAUAUACUACCGAGCGGGAAUAUAUUCAGCGAAUUGGAGCACGUCUGCACCACUGGCUAUUUCUCAUCACAACCAUCUAUUGAGGAUCAAUGGCAACAGACUUGGUACGAACUGGAGCGGUAUCUGCGCGAUGAACCUAAGUUGCAGUCAUACAAGAAGAUUCAUGAGCUCGACACAGCAUGGGAUCUGCUAUCGGCCCCAGCGCGUAUCUUCGAGGAACUUAAAAUCAAAGAACAAAACCUCGACUCAGUUUCCACAACGUCUUCAGUGUCCUCGACAUGUUCCGGCAUGUCAUGGGAUAGCAGCGGCUCGCAGGCCCUGAGUUGCUCGGUGGUAGUCAAACAGGAGCGCAUCGAUGACGACGAGGAAGAGCUGCAUUCGGAUAGCUGCGAAGAGAAGUACACCGCCACUGCGUUGGCUACUUCACUGGGCAAUGCCGCUGCCACUUCGCUGGCGUAUUCGCCAUGCGGCUCCGCUUCGAGCACGCCGACGCCGAUCGUUGGCACCAUCAAUUCGGCCCAAAUCGGCACGACUCUAUCGGCGGUGCCGGAGAAGGGUAUCAAAUUGCGUGUAAUCGCUACAAAGGCGCACAAUAAGGGCGCUAACAGUCGUGCUAAUAGCAUUAAUGUGAGCAUCAGCAGUGGCCAUAACAGCAACAAUCAAAGUAGCAACAACAGCAACGGUGGUGGCAGCAGUAGCAGUAGUAGCACAAGCCCGCAGGAUUAUAUGUUGCCGACCUUAACGCCGCCAUCGUCACCCGAAUCGAUACGAACCAGCAUCACAAACAAUACACAGCAACAACAACAGAGGCAGCAGCAACAGAUCGAUGCUAGUACUAUGAGUGCUACCGAACUGGCUACACUUAUACAACAACAACAGCAGCAGCAACAACAACAGCGCAUCGGUCAGUCGCAAUAUUCUGCUGCAACGCCAACUUCUACCGCCAUACUACGCUUCUCCAGCGCCGUUACGACACUGGUCAAUAGCAGUAAGAAUCCUACUCUGACGUCGACUACAGUUCCUCUAUUACAACAGCAACAGCAAAACCUGCAGCCGCAACAACAACAAAAGUCGCACUUGAGCAUACAAACUGCCAGCGCCGGCACAAAUACCGAGCCGCAUCCGCCGUCAGCAGCCCAGUCACAGCCAUCAACAUUGUCUUCGUCGUCAUCCUCGUCUACGGCCCACUCCAACAUUCCGCGCAGCACCAUCGUUCGUCUGACAUCGGCGAAUGGCACAAAGAGUGGAGCCAUUAGUUUGGCGCGUGUCAUACAAAUGCAGAAUAGCGGCAGCGGAAGUGUGGCAGCAGCGAUGUUGAAUGCGUCAGCCACAUCCAAACAGCAACAACAACAAAUGCAACAACAUGUGAUGAAUAUGGCGGUGACAGCAGCGCAAAUCGCCCAACGCGGCACACAGCUGCAAAAUCCGCAAGUAACCACAUUGACCACCAAGACCCACCAGCGACUACACGAUCACAGUCCAGAUGCCAAGCGUCGGAUACACAAAUGCCAAUUUUUGGGUUGCAAAAAAGUCUAUACCAAAAGCUCACAUCUUAAAGCACAUCAAAGAACGCAUACCGGCGAAAAACCGUAUAAAUGCUCCUGGGAGGGAUGUGAAUGGCGCUUCGCACGCAGUGACGAGUUGACGCGUCACUAUCGCAAGCACACGGGCGCCAAACCUUUCAAAUGCCGCAACUGCGAUCGUUGCUUCUCGAGAUCGGACCACUUGGCGUUACAUAUGAAGCGCCACAUGUAAAUAAUAUUUACAACAAUGGAAGUGAAGCAACAACUGAGUAAACAUGACGCAUGAAAGUGAGCUAACUAAAAAUGUAUCAUCAAAAAACAGCAAAAGUGCAAAUGUAUUGAGACUAGCUGAGAAGCAGUACAUAUGUAUAUAGCAGAGUAACUAGGUUAAAGGAAAAAAAGUAUAAAUCAUAAAAAAAGCAUACACACUAAAAUUAGUCGUUGACAAGUAUAAGCAUUAAGAGAAAAACACAAGAGGAAAGAAUAGAUCCUUAUAUGAUAUAAAUAAAAAUAAUGAUAUUGUGCCAUCAACACGCAAAAAAUGCAAAAUUAAAUAGCUUAGAAAUUAAAAAUUAGUUUUAAAAGAAAACGCACACAUACAACACACUGAGAAAUUCAACUAACUAAAUUGCAUUUGACUAAACGCGACGCGCAAGACACACAAAUAAAUUUGUUACGUAAAUUAUGAAGAUUGUUCAUUUUUGUAUCUCACUGUUAAGUUUAGGCUAAUUCUUGAACAAAUAGUAUUUCCCGUUGCUUGUGUGCAUUAAGAAGAAUCAAGUUCAGAUUAGUAAGAAACCUUAUGUUGGCAAUACACAAAGCGAAUAUCAGGUGUGCGACGCCAAUAAUGCUGCUUUAAUUCACGCAUACAAUUAAAUUUAGUAACAACACAAACAAAAACAAAAAUCAAUUAUUUAAGAGCUUAAACAUAAUUUUCGCCUUUUAGUCGUAAUUGUAUUUCGUUUUUAAAUAAAAUAAUAAAUUUUUAUUUGAAAAAAUAUUUAAGUGCUUAAAAGCUCAAUCGCGUAAAGCUCUAUGAAAGCUUUCUUGUAUUGAGCAUACAGAACAAAUGAUGAAUUUUACCAAAGUAAAGCAAUUUUUUAUUAGAACUAUUAUUGUAUUUAUCAUUAUUAUUAAACAUAAUUAUUGUAACUAAAAUUUAUCCUUACUUAGAUUUAUUGUCUUUGUUGCGCUUGGUUUAUAAGUUGAAAGCGCGAAGCAGAACAUAUUUAACUAUUAACUUGGUAUUAUAAAUUAGUGUAUUUAAUUAAAUAAAAUGUACUUUCUUUUAGGUCUUUCGCCGGGUAUUAUUAAAAGCUAACUGUAUAUAGAAGCGUAUCAUAGCGAGUGCAGGGCACGAUCUGUACUAGUAUUGUUCACUGUUUAUAUUUAGGAAAAUGUAAGAAUGCUUUGCACGCUGCUUUAGUUAAUAAGUGGGGGAAGGACUUAAAGAAAAUGGCAAGAGAAAUUAAAACUAUUUGUAUUCGAUCGUUUGGCUGCGAAAAGACUUGAAAGUGUGUGCGAAUUCCGAGAUUGCACUCUUACACAUUUUAAAACCUUUAAGCUCUUAAGCUCAUUUGUUAUUAAGGAAGAGUAUUUCAAGUUCAAUAUUUUAUAGAGACCACCAUUUCCUUUUAUAUACAUAUUACGAAAUAUUCGUAUCUGAAAAAACUUCGUAGAAAGUUCAUAAAAGGAUUAAAAAUGUCAAAAUAAACUAAAAAGCUUUCUACAAUGAGUUAUCAGAUAAAUCAAUUUGCUAACUAACAGGAAAAAGAUAAUGCGCGCAUGUAAAUAUACGAAAGCUCAAUUUACAACGGCAAAUAUCAUAAAAAAAGCUUUAAUCCAGAGAAGCUUCCACAUAGCGCAAGUGAAAGUUCUCUUAAAUCAUUCAUGAAUAUAUGAAGAUGAAAUAGUUUUUCCCCUACUAUAAAAUGAAGAUUAUUUUACGUUUGUACACACUCAAAGCUCUUCUCCGCCACAUUCGAAUAUGAUGUAUUAUCCCAAAGCGUAAGCUUAAGAUAUUUUGUAUAAUUUCCUGUGUGAGUAGCAAAAUCACUGCCAAAAAUUAUAAAAACCUACAUUUAACUGCAUUCAAAUAAUUAUAUAAGCUUAGUAUCGAUGUUUGAUGUUUGAAUGAUAAAAAAAAAUUAAAUAAAAAAUAUGCAUUAAAAAGUUCAAAUUGUAAUAGGCUGAGAUGCGGUAGAUAUAGAAAAGAAAGAAAAAAAAAAACACAAAACAAAAAGAGAAAAACACAUUUGUAUAUUUACCUUUAGUUUACAGAUAUUUUCUUUCGUCUACUUAUUUUAAUGUUCUUGUAACUACAACAAAAAAAGUGCAAAUAUUGUUUAAAACAAAGAAAAGAAAAUGUUAUAAGUGAAUGAUCGAAAAAUUCACAAAAACGUGAAUAUUGUUUCAUAUACGUAACUGUUUAUUUUAGUUAGAUUAAAUUCGAUUUAAAAAGAAAUCUUCAAGAAAUGGCCUUUUCGUAUAAAAUACCUUAAGUUUCGUAAUGCUUACAACUCACUUUUAAGUCUAAAAUAAUAAUUUGUUGCAUAAAAAUUUUAAAUUUUGAAAAAUUGAAAAAAAGAAACGCUGAAAUCGUAUGCUAUUAAAACCUUUUCAAACAGUUAAGAAAACAAGCAAGUGUUCUGCGUAAAAGCUCUGAGGUAACACGAGACGCUUGUAAAAACAGUGUAUGUUCUUAUUUCAAGUUAAGUUCCUCUGGUGUUUAUAUCAGAUAUAUUUACAAAUGUUGCUAGUAGUAUUUUUAUACAACAAAAAAUGUUGCCCAACAUUUAUAAAUCACAAUUUCUUACAGGCGUUACCUACUUUUGAGCGCAAAUAUUUCUAUUAUCACUAUUUUCAAAAGCUCUGCGAACUUAUGCUAUUUAUAAACUUUAGAAAUGUUUUCUAAAGCUCUCGUGUUGCUUCACAAUUCGUUUGCUUUAAAAAUUAUGGUCUGCAAAAUUUACAUUUUUUGUAGCACCAAGAACAAUUUAAACUAAUGUGGCAUAAUUAUAUUAAAAUUAAUAAAAUGAUCAGCGGUUUCCUUCAUUUUUAUCUACUCUACUUAUAUAAAUAAAGAAAACACUGAUAUUAUUUUCUGUUUUUUUUUUCAGAAUUACCCAAUGAAUAUCAUGUGUGA
Molecule: messenger RNA, 7235 nt
Organism: Bactrocera oleae (olive fruit fly)
Lineage: Eukaryota; Metazoa; Arthropoda; Insecta; Diptera; Tephritidae
Gene: luna
Product: luna
Biological process (GO): regulation of transcription by RNA polymerase II
Molecular function (GO): DNA-binding transcription factor activity, RNA polymerase II-specific; RNA polymerase II cis-regulatory region sequence-specific DNA binding
Source: RefSeq, a predicted model, not a curated record